AUGCCGAAAAUUAAUCUUGCGGACAUGGCUAACUAUUAUGAGUUGCUUAAGCAACUUCAUAAUCGGACUGGAAAUGUUUCCUUUAUAAACUACACUGAUGACUUUGUGAACAUAUCAUCGUUUAAUUCGUCCCAGUCUUAUCUCUUCGAACGGGUUACACGCAACAAAGAUGUUUGGGAUUACCUGAAGGGCGCUCUUGGGGUCAGAAGAGAACCAAUUGAGACAGUCAGCGCAAUAACGUGUGUUUAUGCCUUUAUAUUCCUAUCCGGUAUCUUUGGAAAUAUAUGCACGUGCGUAGUGAUAAUUAAAAACAAGUACAUGCACACGGCGACGAAUUACUAUCUUUUUAAUUUGGCAGUUGCCGAUUUGUUGUUGUUAGUCAUCGGUCUUCCACCGGAGACCUAUUCUGUUUGGUACGCAUAUCCUUGGAUAUUUGGUGAGGUUUUCUGCGUAGCGCGGACAAUGCUUGCAGAAAUGUCCACCAAUGCCAGCAUUCUAACGAUCACAGCAUUUACAAUAGAAAGAUAUGUGGCCAUAUGCCAUCCGAUGAUAGCGCACACGAUGUCCAGUCUUAAGAGAGUCGUCCGCAUUAUCGUGGGUAUUUGGUUCCUGGCGGCCGCCAGUUCGGUCCCGGUCACGGUCCAGUUCAAGCUAAUCUACGCGGUGGACCUUCUGAAUCGCACUAUACCCGAGUCAGCCUAUUGCGGCAUCAAAGAGAACAACCACAUCGAACGGACAUUUGAAAUCUCCACAUUCCUUUUCUUCGCGUUCCCGAUGACUCUCGUGAUAGUGCUGUACUCCAUGAUAGCGAUCGCCAUCCGGAGGUCGGAACUCAUUCGGGACGGUUCGGACAACGCGCAUUGGGAGGGAUUGACAGGCGUUGAAAUAAGAGCGCAGCAACAGGCGCGUGCAAGGCGUUCCGUGCUAAAAAUGCUCGUUGCUGUGGUGGUAGCAUUUUUCGUUUGUUGGGCGCCAUUCCACGCUCAACGUCUUAUGAUACUGUAUAUUCCCGCAGUGAAAUGGACCGAUAGCCUUUCAGACGUCCACAAGGUGAUCUACUACGUCUCUGGCGUGUGUUAUUUCUUAAGCUGUACGAUAAACCCGAUACUUUAUAGCAUAAUGUCGCUGAAGUUUAGAAAAGCGUUCAAACAGACAGUCCUCAAGCCGAAAUGUUGUAGGCGGAAAGAGCACUAUUCUAAGAAACGGUCCUUUUUCUCGUAUCGUUUUUCACACAGGAACGGCUACUCUGAAACAAGUUUUACUUCAAUGGACGGGGCUUCUCCGGCCAGAGGCAAAUUUAACUGCAACUCUGACCAUAUCUCAUCAGGGAGCAAACGCGUUCAGAGGCCAUCGGUUUCCAAUAGCAACCAAACUGACCGCAAAGAGAGGGAACCGUUUGUUCAACCUUCUGUUUGCGCGCUUAACAAAAUCAGAGAAGAAGCAAGCGAAUCAGAUAUUUGUUUAAAUGGUCCAACUGACCGUGAAGUAGGUCACAAAAGCAAUAACUACAUUUCGUGCGAAGUCACAAAGGUUUGUUCUAUUGAAAAUGGCCAGAUGGGAAAUGGUCAUAAAGACACGUUCAUUUGUAUGAAGGAAAAUGACGUGACAAACAAAACCAUAUUGGACACGGACGAGUUUUGA
Molecule: messenger RNA, 1641 nt
Organism: Dreissena polymorpha
Lineage: Eukaryota; Metazoa; Mollusca; Bivalvia; Myida; Dreissenidae
Product: pyrokinin-1 receptor-like
Exons: 3
Coding region: 1-1641 (546 amino acids)
Biological process (GO): neuropeptide signaling pathway
Cellular component (GO): plasma membrane
Molecular function (GO): neuromedin U receptor activity
Source: RefSeq, a predicted model, not a curated record